UCCAAUCCACGUGGACUAUGAACGCCACGUGAACUCUUACCACUAAUAGAUCUCUACAGACUCCCACUCGUUCAGCAUUAGAUGAUGGUAAAGUCUUUAUUCAGUGCAAAAUAGACUGAACAAGUCUUUACAUCAUUCCGGUUACCUAUUUAGCAUCUAACGAGUACACGUUGACAAGGAUCUUGAAAAAUAAAUCUAAUAUUUCAUAGCAUAACAAAAAACAAUCAGUUUGUGCUUUCACUUUUUUAGAUUUACUUAAAUCAGCCUCAUAUACUGCUAAUUAGAUUUAUUAUACCAAAUUUAUGCCAAACUAACUUUGUCAUGAUCAAUACUCAAGUGAUAUAAGUAUCAUGACGAUCAUGACGAUAUUUUUAAAGAAGUUUUGAAGUUUUUGUAGUAUUGUGAAGUAAACAAAAAUAUGGAAAAGCUUAAAGAAAAUAAAUUGCAACUAUUCGAAACAUCAACUCGAUAUGCCAGUAUGAGAGGAAAACCGAACACGUCCUACGUGGAACGUGGACUCGUUAAACCUUACUCUGUUUCUUCAAUUCACACAAGAAAAAAAUCCGGAUGUGUACGAGGAGUUACAGUAGUUGGAGGAGUAAGAUCAGGACGUGGAACACUCCUGAGAACAUUAGCAUUUGUAUUUUUGGCGACAUUUUUAUGGCUUCAAUUGCAUGUUAUCAGUUUAACUGGUCGUAAUUCAUUAAGCCAACCAUUGAUAAACGAAAGUAUCUACGCUCUUGUACCCCAAGAGUUACAAAGAUUUCUUAAAGACCGUGGAAAUUCCUCAGGCCAAAAUUUUAAUGGAACUUUUGGAGCUUUUGGAGUAUUAAACAUUUCACAAAUUCAAAAAAGUAUAAAAAGAUUAAAUUCUGAACAAAAAAUAUAUAAUGAAGAAAUUUUUGGCCCUCUUCCUUCAGAUGCACCGAUUAUUGUUGUUCAAGUGCAUUCAAGACUUACAUACUUGAGGCAUUUAAUAGUAUCUUUAGCUCAAGCUAAAGGAAUCGAGCACGUUCUACUAAUAUUUAGUCAUGAUGUCUGGCAUCCAGAUAUCAAUUAUCUUAUUCAAAGUGUAGAUUUUUGUCGGGUGAUGCAAAUAUUUUAUCCUUAUAGCAUUCAAACUCAUCCUCACAUCUUCCCAGGUGAAGAUCCAAAUGACUGUCCUCGAAAUAUUGACAAAGAUCAAGCUUUGGCCUUAAAAUGUAUUAAUGCUCAACAUCCAGACCUUUACGGACACUACCGUGAAGCGAAAUUCACACAAACUAAACAUCACUGGUGGUGGAAGGCAAAUCGCGUUUUUGAUCAGCUAAAUGUCACACGAAAUCAUACAGGAAUGGUUUUAUUCCUUGAAGAAGAUCAUUACGUUGCUGAAGAUUUUCUUCAUGUUUUAAAGCUCAUGGAACAAACGUGUAAACAUAGCUGUGAACGUUGUAAUGUUCUAUCUUUAGGCACUUACCUAAAAACUUACAAUUACUAUGCAGAUUUAAGUAAAAAGUAUCUUGGUGUCAACGGAGCACUACAAAAGGAACUCAUCCGUGGCUUAGAAAGACAUGGCGGCCUAAUGCAACAACAACAGCAACAACUACGUCAAUCCAGUGAUUCAGUUAUUCUUAAUAGCAAGAUGACAACAUGGUCCUUUCAACUUUUACCAUCUCUCUACAGUCACUAUCAGAAGGCAGAAGUCAUUCCUUGGAUUUCAAGCAAGCAUAAUAUGGGAAUGGCGUUCAAUCGAGUAACAUGGAAUAAAUUACGGAAGUGUGCAUCCCAAUUUUGUUCUUAUGAUGAUUAUAAUUGGGAUUGGAGUCUCCAAUAUGUGGCACAAACGUGUCUUCCACCAAGUAGAGGUGCUGGAGCUGCUCCUAGAAUUGAAUCUGGACUUAUAACUAUGAUGAUGAGAGCUCCUAGAGUUUUUCAUAUCGGAGAAUGUGGUGUUCAUCAUAAGAAAAAUAAUUGCGAAUCCACGGCUGUGAUUGCUAAAGUGCAACAAGUUCUCAAGUCAGCUCGUGCUCAUAUGUUUCCUUCAGAAUUGACUUUAACUAUCGCUGGAGUUACAAAAAAAAACAAAUUGAGGAAAGGUAAUGGUGGAUGGGGUGAUAUACGUGAUCAUGAACUUUGCCGGAAUAUGACAGUAAAUUCAGAUUACGUAUUAUGAAAAUAUUUAGGAGAGGGAAAUAUUUCAGAUAAAGACUAUGAGUUUUGUAUAAAUAAUUUUUGACUGAUUAUUUAAUUAAAACUAUAAAUUCUUAUGUUUUUUCAACAAAUUAUUAUUUUUAUCAGGGUUAUAAUACAAUUCUUUAUCAUAAAAAUUAACGCACAAGUGCUAUAAAAAAAGUUAACGUUGCUAGGAUUUUUUUAGGAGUAACUAAAUGUGAUGAUAUUAUAGGAAUAAUUGAUGAUUAUGCAAAAAAAUUCAUUAUUUUGUAGGAGAGCUCAAUAAUUAUUAUUAUAAGAAUUUUAAAUUCUCAAAAAAAUAUGCCAUAAAUUUGAUUCUAGUCAUUUGAUUCGUUAAAAUAAUGAAAACUAGAAAAUUUUUAUUUAAUAGUCUAUUUGAAAAUACUGUAAUUAUAUAGAAAGUAUUUUUUAUUAAAAAAAAUUUACUUAUGCAUAACUCAAUUCAAGAUAAAAAAUGAAUUCGUUAAAAAAAGGGUUAAGUUUAUUAUCGAACAAAUUCAUAUUUCAUAAAACUAUUAAUAACAUAUUUUUGUUUUUUUUUCAUGAUACUAUGAAUCUAUUGCAAAAGAUCCAAUGAAAUUAUACUUAAAAAUAUAUCUAUAAUUAUUUAAUUUCAUAUUCUGUUCAAAAGACAAAAUCGUUUAAAACCAAAGAGAUAUUUAUUGAAAUAUCCAUUUCCAUAAAAAUAAUUGUCUACAAAUUAAUAAACAAAAAAAUUUAGACCACUUACAUUUGUAAAAAUUAUUGUUUAAUAUUAUUGAAUUAUUGCAGGAUGGCAUUUGUAUUUAUAAAAUUGUAACGAACGCACUUGCAUUGUUGUUGUUAUUUAUAUUUAGUUGUUUUUUGUAAAAUCAUACAAAAAAAUAGUUUAUCCCAUAUCGAAUACAGAAAAUUGUGUAACAUUACUUACUUUAUAAAUUAAGAGCAGAUUUUUUCAACAAUGGAGAAAGAGUAAUGGUGAUAAUAACGAUAAUUAAUUUAUUUAAUUAAAAAAAUGAUGAUAUUAUUAGUAUACAAAAAUAUUUAAUAACAAAAAUAGAAUAAGUGAUAUAUGUAUAUUAAAGUUGCUACA
Molecule: messenger RNA, 3244 nt
Organism: Chelonus insularis
Lineage: Eukaryota; Metazoa; Arthropoda; Insecta; Hymenoptera; Braconidae
Gene: Mgat2
Product: alpha-1,6-mannosyl-glycoprotein 2-beta-N-acetylglucosaminyltransferase
Exons: 10
Coding region: 419-2152 (577 amino acids)
Biological process (GO): oligosaccharide biosynthetic process; protein N-linked glycosylation
Cellular component (GO): Golgi membrane; Golgi stack
Molecular function (GO): alpha-1,6-mannosylglycoprotein 2-beta-N-acetylglucosaminyltransferase activity
Source: RefSeq, a predicted model, not a curated record